CCACGUCUUAGUAGUUCCCGUCGUUGUCGACACGUAAAAUGGCAGCGGCAGCGUCGUCUUCUUUGCCAAGUGCUCAGACUCCAGCUCCUUACACAUACUCGGCACCGUCAUCUCCUCAAAUCAGUACGCGUCCGAGACCUCCUGGUGCUGCGACAACUACAGCACCAACAUUCAAAGCACCAGCACAUAAGCAUGCGCACCAUCUUCAUUCAAUUCCUCCACGCGAGAAAUCUACGCGUACUCUUAUUCUUGAUUAUCUCUUAUGGGUCCAUGCUCGGACUCGCCUGCACCAGGCGCGAGCAGAGCUUGGCAUGACCAUCAACGGUGACGCCUUAUCGGAUAUCGGGGAAAGUCCAAGAAGCGUGACAACUGGCAUGGACGUCGACAGAGAAUCCACAAAUGCCGUACCAUUUGAUCAAGAGGUCAUGAGUGACGGAGAGGACGUACUUAACAUUAAAUUUGGCGCAAAGAACCAAGAGAGGAAUGAGCGAUCCCCCGCGGAGGACGAGCAUGAAGCACAACAGAAUUUGCAACUUGCACACGCCCUACGACUCCGUGCGGAUGGUGUGGAGAAAGUCCUUAUCGCGAUGCUUGACCAACCUCCCGAAGUUCAACCUCCGUAUGCAGACGAAGAUGCACCGCGAACGCCACCCGCAAUACAUGGUGUCGGCGAGCAUUUCUUUCCGAACGGAGUUCGAUUCCGUCUGACUUUGAGCACGCUUGUGAACGAUCUGUUCGCUCGGGAUAUCCCGACCCCACUAUCUCCCCGUACCUCAAAUACACCGGCAUAUCAAGCGCGAAAUGCUCAGACACCUUCCAGCACUCCGCAUGUAACCCCAGUCUCAAAUGCAAAUAGACCAGCUCCAACGUCGAUGACACUGCCUUCUCCUGCCCUAUCCAAUAAGUCAUAUCGACGGGAUGAUGAUUUUCUGGAUAACAGCCUCCCGAGCUGCUUGCUUCAGCUUGCAUCUAUUUCGAGUUUCUCGAUCGAUACCGACCGUCAGGUGGCCGGAGUGACUUCUCUGCCAAGCUUCUCAUCCUUUACUCGGUCGAACACUAGCCCAACUUCAGAUAGGUUGCCUCCGAUCCUCUCCCCCGAUGGCUCUUCCGGUCCACAGUUAUCUUUCACGACUCCAGGACCACGAAGAGCUGCGGGCCGUGCCCUCAGUUUAUAUGAGUCCGGAACAGACCCUUCAACUGCGAACUCGCCCCCGUCGCUGCGCUGUCCAAGACAUCUCCAUCAUAAAUGUCAGAUCUGUGCUCCAGCUCAGUCGCCUUCGCUGUCUACUGGUUCGGGGCCGUCUUUCUAUUCCACCGGAGCUUCUCCAAGAAGUCCUGUUCAAUCACGUUCUGCUAUUUCCCUAGGUAGCAAUGGCAAAAACAAGCUGCCGGGCGGUGCGCCUAUGGCUACAGGCCUCGCCUCAUGGAAGAGUGGGGCCGGAAUCGGCGCUGGACUCAUGAGCCCAGGCGCAGAGGGGACAGUACUCCGCCGUCGUACGACCUCGUAUCAUGCAACUUCGCAUCCAUCCGCCAAAGACGUUGGCCUUUGUUCCCAAGGCGGAAAGCUUGCCGAACUCAUUCCGCGAUUCAUACGUCUAAGCGCACUAGUUGCGGUGGAGCUCGGGCGGGAAGCAAAGGAAAAGGAGGACGAGUCUUUACGCACCGGCGAUAAGCGUCCAGGGUCAUCGGCCGAGCGGGACCUCGAAGAGGAGCGCGAUCGUGAAGAUGACGCUGCCAGCACCGUAUCGUCUGGGCAAUCGAAGCCAUCGGCUCUCAAAGCAUCCGACACCACUUCACCGUACCUUUUUUCGCUCUCCUUCCGCCCGACGCGCGAAUGGUACGGCAUUCUAGCUGGCCUUCUCACUCGGGCAGUGCUUGAAGGCUACUUGAGUCGCGGUUGGAAAGGCCCUUUGGGUAUGGAGUGUCUCCUGGGUGUUGGUCUCGGACUAGGCCCAUUCAUGCCAGGCGUGAAAGAACCCGACGAGGAUGAGUUCAUCCACCUCGACCCGGAUGAAUGCCCGUCACUUGCGAAUGCUGCGAAGAUCCUAUUCCCAUACCUGUGUCGGCAGGUCAAGGCGAGCGAUGGUCCUGAGGCAGCUUAUGAGGCUGAGAUGUUGCAACGAAUAUCUGAAUUCCUAACUGUACCAGCGUCAACCCCUGAUUUGUCCACACAUUUCGAAGAUCUCGCUUACAAGUAUCCCACUGAACCUGUCGAACGAGCAACCGUCAGAUUUUGCGAAGCUGUCGCGAGUUGGAGAGGUCCACCCGAGCUCGAGAGCCAAAGGAAACGCAAUCAGCCGACGCCACAAGAUACUGCCUCCACAUCGACGCCGAGCAUGUCUAUUGACUCCCUUGUGCAAUCCGCGUCGGGUACUCUGCAGACUGUGCCUCUACAGAAGAAGUCUCCCAUUGAGAAGUAUUUUACAAAGGGGCUUCCCCUGCUGCCUGCUCUUGCAAAUAAAAGACGGAGAUCGACUGUUUCGAAACCUCCGUUGUCUGAUUCCAGACAACGAAAACCACAUUUCGAGACACCGGAUGAUUGGACAGGCCCUUACGGAAUUUGAAUAUCUACACACGCAUUAAACCGUAUUCUUGACAUUGGAACUUUCCCCGCGCC
Molecule: messenger RNA, 2617 nt
Organism: Fomitiporia mediterranea MF3/22
Lineage: Eukaryota; Fungi; Basidiomycota; Agaricomycetes; Hymenochaetales; Hymenochaetaceae
Exons: 5
Coding region: 39-2564 (841 amino acids)
Source: RefSeq, a predicted model, not a curated record